This is a messenger RNA of Staurois parvus, 948 nucleotides long. Lineage: Eukaryota; Metazoa; Chordata; Amphibia; Anura; Ranidae. The record is from the annotation of a GenBank genome assembly.
UAUAAAUCUGUUAAAAAAUAGUAAUUGUUCCAUAAAUCUUAUAUAAAUUUCAAAUGUUACCAAUUAAACUACCAGAAGUACCGUAUUUUUCGCUCCAUAAGAUGCACUUUUUUCCCCCCAAAAAAGGGGGGAAAAUGUCAGUGCGUCUUAUGGAGCGAAUGUAAAGCGGCCGGUCCGGUAUUUCUGCCGCCACCAUAUCAGAAUAUUGGGCCGGCCGCUCUCAGCUCUUCUCUCCUGCAGGGCCUUACCUGUUCCUCGCUCCAGCGCUGCAGUCUUCCUGCAGCAGAUUCUGUGACAGCCGCGUGCCCACUGCGCAUGCACGAGAAGCGCCGCGCUUUGUGAAUGGUCCGGUGUUUUUCUGGGACACAUGGCAGGUCCCAGAAGGCUCCGGACCAUUCACAAAGCGUCGGCGCUUCUUGCGAAUGCGUAGUGGGCACCUGACUGUCACAGAAGCCGCCGCGGGAAAAGAAGGAAGGACAACUCUGCGGAACUGGGAGCGGGUACCUGUUUGCAGUCUCUGGCCAUCUCCUUUACUGUCUGCAGUCUCUGGCCAUCCCCUGUACUGUGUCCGCAGUCUCUGGUCAUCCCCUGUACUGUGUCCGCAGUCUCUGGUCAUCCCCUGUACUGUGUCCGCAGUCUCUGGUCAUCCCCUGUACUGUGUCCGCAGUCUCUGGUCAUCCCCUGUACUGUGUCCGCAGUCUCUGGUCAUCCCCUGUACUGUGUCCGAAGUCUCUGGUCAUCCCCUGUACUGUGUCCGCAGUCUCUGGUCAUCCCCUGUACUGUGUCCGCAGUCUCUGGUCAUCCCCUGUACUGUGUCCGCAGGCUCUGGUCAUCCCCUGUACUGAGUCCGCAGGCUCUGGUCAUCCCCUGUACUGUGUCUGCAGUCUCUGGUCAUCCCCUGUACUGUGUCUGCAGUCUCUGGUCAUCCCCUGUACUGUGUCUGCAGUC